CGUCCGUCUCCUGCUUCUCUUUUGGCCUGUUUUGCGACAUGUGUCUAGUGAUUCUAUCUCUGCAAAUUGCUUCACUUGGAGAGGGUUCCUCAUUGUCAAUUACACGCAUCUAAUGAACCAGCUAUCAUCAAGGCCGCCUUUGCACCUUAAGAGUCACCACCAAGCGGUCCCCGGCCUUCCCGUCACUCACCAUCAAAAUGUUAGCACCAACAUCAUCGACCUCAACUUCCACCUUCCCCUAUAACCCCCUCCAAACCUCUGACUUCAACCCCCCCUCCUCCUGCAGGGGCAUCUACCUCGACACCAGCGGCCACGGCUCUAUCGAUAUCCUUACUAUUGGCAACGACCCACUAUGCCUCCCUAAGAAUUUUAAUGCUGCCAGUACCGCCUUCUACUCCCCCGGCACCGCCUGUCCGACGGACUACACGGCCCAACCCCAGUGCAGCCGCAGCGACGGCGUGCGCGCCAUUACCACCGUGACCUGCUGCCCCGUCCGCGGCGACAUGACCUUGACCUGCAUCGAGGACACGCUCGUUCGUCAAGAUCGAUGGGCGUUGCAGUUCUGCACCUGGAUGGCCGACCUCACCUCCACCCACCCCAAGACCGUCGUGGAUGUGACGGUGUCAGAGUCCGCUGGCGCGUCUCCGACGACGACAGUUUGGACCCUCUACGGCGAGGAGGGCGGCGUAAAUGCGUAUGGCAUUCGGUAUGUGUACCAGGCGAGUGAUCUCGGACAGGUGAGCAAGGGGCUCUCAACGGGCGGCACGAUUGCCGUGGCGGUCGUUGUUCCGGUGGUGGCAAUCGCGGCGCUGGUGGGUUUGUUAUUCUGGUGGAGGCGGCGCAAGCGCCGCUACGCCAGCGUGCAGCCUGACGCUGCAAAGCCAAGCGCAUAUGAUGGGGGCACGAAGGCGACGGCGAAUCCGCAGGAGCUGGCUGGCGCCGGCGACGCGCAGGGCGGGUAUAAUCUUAAUUACUACCAGAGCCCCAGGGUGCUGGUCGAUCAGAACCAGCCCCAGGGUGGGCACAUGGAGUUUCAAGCGCUUGAUCGCCCGGCUGAGCUGCCGGUGAGCAUUGAGCUGACGGAGUUGCCAGCUAAGAAUGUGAGCAGGAGAGAGGGUGAGAUAGGGUAA
This is a messenger RNA of Ilyonectria robusta, 1130 nucleotides long. RefSeq lists its product as uncharacterized. NCBI's taxonomy places the organism in Eukaryota, Fungi, Ascomycota, Sordariomycetes, Hypocreales, Nectriaceae. The record is from RefSeq and is a predicted model, not a curated record. The transcript has a single exon. The coding region runs from base 198 to 1130 and encodes 310 amino acids.